Molecule: messenger RNA, 1347 nt
Organism: Prunus avium (sweet cherry)
Lineage: Eukaryota; Viridiplantae; Streptophyta; Magnoliopsida; Rosales; Rosaceae
Product: L-ascorbate peroxidase 3
Biological process (GO): cellular response to oxidative stress; response to reactive oxygen species; hydrogen peroxide catabolic process
Cellular component (GO): chloroplast
Molecular function (GO): peroxidase activity; heme binding
Source: RefSeq, a predicted model, not a curated record
CGGGAGGCAAAGAGAAUUUUCAACUAGGGGCCGGGUAUGGGUUUACGGGGACCGGGGCCGCGAACCCAUUACCCACGGCCAGUUUUUUUCUUCUUUUUUUAAGGGUCUGAACCCACGGCCAGUUCAGUCAAACCAACCACCAAAAUCUCAAUCCCAUUACUGUCAGUCACUCUCCCUCAUCGUUUCCUCUCUGCUCCGAGUCGCAGUAGCUCUGAGUUUCGGGCUUCAAUGGCGUCACCGCUCGUUGAUAAAGAGUACCUCAAAGAAAUCGAGAAGGCUCGCUGUGAUCUCCGUGCUCUGAUAUACAGCAGAAGCUGUGCUCCCCUCAUGCUUCGCUUAGCAUGGCACGAUGCUGGCACCUACGACGCCAAGACGAAGACGGGUGGGCCUAAUGGGUCGAUUAGAACUGAGGAAGAGUACUCUCAUGGUUCUAAUAAUGGCUUGAAGAAGGCUAUCGAUUUUUGCGAGGAAGUGAAGUCUAAGCAUCCAAGGAUUUCAUAUGCAGACCUUUACCAGCUUGCGGGUGUUGUUGCAGUUGAGCUGACUGGAGGCCCCACCAUUGAUUUUUCUCCUGGCAGAAAGGAUUCAAAAAUCUCUCCUAAGGAAGGACGGCUUCCAGAUGCUAAACGAGGUGCACCACAUCUGAGGGAAAAAUUCUACAGAAUGGGGUUGUCUGACAAGGAUAUUGUUGCACUAUCUGGGGGUCAUACACUGGGAAGGGCACAUCUUGAGAGAUCUGGUUUUGAUGGUCCUUGGACUAAGGAACCUCUGCAGUUCGAUAACUCAUACUUUGUGGAACUGUUAAAUGGGGAAUCAGAGGGGCUGUUGAAACUUCCAACAGAUGCAGCUUUAGUGGAAGAUCCUGAGUUCCGUAAAUAUGUUGAUCUGUAUGCGAAGGAUGAAGAUGCAUUUUUUAGAGAUUAUGCUGAAUCACAUAAGAAACUUUCAGAGCUUGGGUUUGCUCCAAUCUCCUCUUCUACUAAGACAGCAAAGGACAGCACCAUACUGGCACAAGGUGCAGUAGGAGUUGCAGUUGCUGCUGCUGUUGUGAUCCUAGGCUACUUGUAUGAAGCUAAGAAAAGACUGAAGUAGACUUGCUUAGCCGAUUACCUUGUUUUUUUCUUUUACGGCUGGAGAUUACCUUGAUCCCCUAUGAAUAAAUGACAUUGAUUAUGAUUAUAGCUGUUGGUUUUUCUUUGGGUUUAACCGAGAGGUUUGUAUAACAAGGAGGAUUGUCACAUGCCUUUUCAGCUUGGUAGCUAUAUUGGUGUAGUAGAAAGAUACUAGUGAACUUUUUCUUCAUUUUGAAGUAAAUAACGUAACGCACGGAUUACUCUUUCAAAGAAA